Messenger RNA from Lichtheimia ornata, 783 nucleotides. RefSeq lists its product as uncharacterized. The record is from RefSeq and is a predicted model, not a curated record. The transcript has 6 exons. Bases 1 to 783 code for a protein of 260 amino acids. NCBI's taxonomy places the organism in Eukaryota, Fungi, Mucoromycota, Mucoromycetes, Mucorales, Lichtheimiaceae.
AUGCCUUUAUUGAAUCUUUUUAUCUCAAAGCACCGUAAAGUCGACUUUGAAGUGAGCAUAUUAAUACGAGAUUUGGCCAAUGUCCCUCUUGUCAGUGGUCUCUACUAUGUCAAAUGGCGGAUAAGGAAUGCUUCGCAUGCGAGUGGCAUGACAGAAAGAGCGCCUAUCAACGAUCACUCUGUAUUCUGGAACUACCCCAUUAAUACUAUGGCACAGCUUGUUAUCAACAAACAACAUAUACUGGGCGCUUGCGAGCUCAAAUUGGAGAUUAUUCAAGAAUUAAGCGGAGGCAAGGAGACACAAACAGUGGGUACAUUGAGCAUCAACUUGUCUGAAUACGCUGAAUCCGGUGUGACAACAAGACGAUAUCUGUUGGACCAUUGCAAAUUUAAUUCAACUGUAAAGUUAUCCAUACGAAUGAGUCAAAAAUCGGAUGCCGGGACGCGGUUUCAACUACCACAGCCACAAAAAUCCAUGUUUAGCCCACAAGACAUGUCAACCCCAGAUGAUCGAUCGAUAGAAUCGGUCGCCUCCGAAAGGAAACUAUCCUCUUCAUCCUCUGCGGUUGCCUCUGUUGCCGCUGCUACGGCUACUGCCAAUAAUACUGCCAAUGCCAUGGUUACGCCUUCUCCACAAUUGAAAAAAUCCCAAUCAGCAAUGUCACUGCCGCAUUUUUGCAAACAAACGACACCCUUUGGCAGUACGGAUGAACAAUCACCCACCGAUCUUGUCGAGCAACUUUUUAUGCGUAAACCGGCAAUGAAUGUCCAAGCAUCAUCGUGA